Messenger RNA from Oncorhynchus nerka (sockeye salmon), 2500 nucleotides. RefSeq names its product OTU deubiquitinase 6B (gene otud6b). NCBI's taxonomy places the organism in Eukaryota, Metazoa, Chordata, Actinopteri, Salmoniformes, Salmonidae. Gene Ontology annotation, molecular function: cysteine-type deubiquitinase activity. The record is from RefSeq and is a predicted model, not a curated record. Gene Ontology annotation, biological process: protein deubiquitination. The coding region runs from base 178 to 1086 and encodes 302 amino acids. The transcript is spliced from 9 exons.
AUACUUCAGUACCCGGAAGUGGAUGGUGCUCAACACGUUUCAAUUGUAAUGGAUGGCCAGCUGACGUAAACUUGUAUCUGAUAUCAAUAAUGUUCCGAUUCUACAUAACAGCAAAACCAUAACGUUGAAUUUGAUAUAUAUAUGUUACAGUAUUUAUAAAAGAGCAAAAAUACAGUCAUGGAAGAUGUAACGAUAGAGACAGCCGAGGAGAUCUUAGCCAAGCAACAUCGCAAGGAGAAGAAGGACCUGCAAGCUCAAAUCCAGAGCAUGAAAAAUGCUGUCCCCAAAAAUGACAAGAAGAGGCGUAAACAGCUGACUGAGGACAUCGUGAAGCUGGAGGCUGAGCUGAAUCAGAAACACAACGAGGAGCUCCAACAACUGGACUCAUCAGGAGAGAAGACGGUACUUCAUCUGGUGGACGAGGUUGUGAAUGGAGUAGAGUCCCUGGCUUUGGAAGGAGAGGAGGAGCAGAAAGCUGCCAAACAAGGGGCAGGUCCGUCCAAGGCUCAGAAGAGACGGGACAAGAAGGCAGCCGCGGAGAAGGAGAGAGAGCGUCGUAUAGAGGAGGCUGAGGUGGAGAACCUGUCUGGGCUGCGACACCAGGAGGGACUGAAGUUGUCCCAGAAACUGGUGGAGCGCCAGCUGCAGAUCAGGGAGAUUUCCUCAGAUGGUCACUGUAUGUACCGCGCUGUGGAGGACCAGUUGGGGCAGCAUGGCUUAGGUCUGACCCUGAAGGACCUCCGGGCCCAAACCGCUCAGCACAUGAGGAGCCACACAGACGACUUCCUUCCCUUCCUGACCAACACCAACACAGGGGACAUGUACACGCCUGAUGAGUUUGACCAGUAUUGCAGUGACGUGGCAGACACGGCCGCCUGGGGUGGACAACUGGAGCUGAGAGCUCUGACGCAGGUCCUUCAACGGCCAAUAGAAGUGCUCCAAGCGGAUUCCCCAGCUAUAAUGAUUGGAGAGGAGUUUGACAAGUCACCCAUCACCCUUAUUUACAUGCGUCAUGCAUACGGACUGGGAGAACACUACAACUCAGUGGAAGGUAUGAAAGACCCGGCUACUCAAGAGGAGACCUGAGACUCUCAUUCAGUUCCGUUAUAAAGAAUGAUAAAGUAUAAACUAUACUGAACAAAAAUAUAAACACAACAUGUAAAGUGUUGGUUCCAUGUUUCAUGAGCUGAAAUAAAAGAUCCCAGAAAUGUUCUAUACGCACAAAAAGCUUAUUUCUCUCAAAUGUUGUGCACAAAUUUGUUUACAUCCCUGUUAGUGAGCAUUUCUCCUUUGCCAAGAUAAUCCAUCCACCUGACAGCUGUGGCAUAUCAAAAAAAAAAAGCUGCUUAUACAGCAUUGCCAGUACACAGGUGCACCUUGUGCUGGGGACAAUAAAAGGCCACUCUAAAACGUGCAGUUUUGUCACACAACACAAUGCCACAGAUGUCUCAAGUUUUGAGGGAGUGUGCAGUUGGCAUGGUGACUGCAGGAAUGUCCACCGGAGCCGUUGCCAGAGAAGGGAAUGUUAACUUCUCUACCAUAAGCCGCCUCCAUUUUAGAGAAUUUGGAAGUACGUCCAACCGGCCUCGCAACCUUCAAACCACGUGCAUGGCGUUUUGUGGUCGAGCAGUUUGCUGACGUCAACGUUGUGGAUAGAGUGCCCCCUGGUGGUGGUGGGGUUAUGGUAUGGUGUUUACUGAUGUCAACGUUGUGAACAGAGUGCCCCCUGGUGGUGGUGGGGUUAUGGUAUGGUGUUUGCUGAUGUCAACGUUGUGAACAGAGUGCCCCAUGGUGGUGGUGGGGUUAUGGUGACUGUGGGGUUAUGGUGGUGGGGUUAGGCUAAUGGGUAGGCAUAAGCUACGGACAACUAACACAAUUUCAUUUUAUGGAUAGCAAUUUGAAUGCACAGAGAUACCGGGACGAGAUCCUGAGGCCCAUUUAUUGUUUUUAAGGUAUCUGUUACCAACAGAUGCAUAUCUGUAUUCCCAGUCAUGUUAAUUCCAUAGAUUAGGGCCUCAUGAAUUCAUUUCAAUUGACCUAUUUCCCCAUCGCCGUAAAAUCAAGGACAUUGUUGCAUGUUGCGUUUUUAUAUUUUUGUUCGGUUUAUAUGGUGUUAUCAGAUUUACAGGUUUACUGUCUAAAUGAAGGGUUUGCCAUCCAUGGAAUUUGAUGGGAGAGGAGUGAGAGAGGCAAUAAUUCCACCUAACUCUGUGGCGACUGAGAGAGUAGUUUGCCAUCACAGUGAGCUGAGGACGAAUUGGAAGUAGCUUUUCCUUCAUCAGAUCUUGUGAAUACUCCUGAAAUCACCAUGGAAAUGUUAUGUAUUAAAUAUCGCUUUUUUGGUGGUGUGAUGUGCUGUUAUUUCCUGUGACUGCAAUAUCAAAGGCUGAUUGUCUUGUGUGUUGUGAAUGCUGAUGGACAAUACAAUUAUCAAAAUGGUUUUCAAUUUAGUUUGAUUUCCACUGGAAAGACAUAAAUGUAAUAAAAUAAUAAACCAGAA